AGUUAUUGCCGUUGACCUUUCAAUGUCUGGCUCUCUGAGGCAUGAAAAUGGCUAUGCUGACUGAGCAGGCUACAAAGCUCCUUGACUUCAAUCAGAAGUUGGACAUCAACUUGCUAGAUAAUGUUGUUGGUUGCAUGUACAAUGGAGCUGGAGAGCAGCAAAAGGUGGCACAAGAGAUCCUCACUACUUUGAAAGAGCAGCCUGAUGCCUGGAUGCGAGUGGAUGCCAUUCUUGAAUAUUCUCAGAACCAGCAAACCAAAUAUUAUGCCCUCCAAAUCCUGGAGAAUGUCAUCAAGACCCGCUGGAAAAUCUUGCCACUUAACCAACGUGAAGGCAUCAAGAAGUAUAUAGUGGCCCUGAUCAUAAAAACUUCAUCAGACCCACAGACACUAGAAAGGGAGAAAGUAUAUCUCAACAAAAUGAACAUGAUCCUUGUGCAGAUCUUGAAGAGAGAAUGGCCAAAGAAUUGGGAGUCUUUCAUCCCUGACAUCGUGGGUGCCAGCAAGACAAAUGAGAGUCUGUGUCAGAAUAACAUGGCCAUCUUGAAACUCCUUUCUGAAGAGGUGUUUGAUUUUUCUGGUGGUCAAAUGACCCAAACAAAAGCGAAGCACAUGAAGGACACUAUGUGUGCUGAGUUUUCGCAGAUUUUCCAGCUCUGUCAAUUCGUUCUUGAUAACUCCCAGAACAUCCCUCUAGUUGGUGCAACUCUGGAGACAUUGCUGAGAUUCCUCAACUGGAUUCCUCUUGGGUACAUUUUUGAGACGAAGCUGAUCACUACUCUCAUUUACAAGUUCCUCCCUGUCCCUAUAUUUCGGAAUGUCACCCUGCACUGCCUGACAGAGAUUGCUGGCAUCAAUGGUCCACACUAUGAUGAAAUGUAUAUUGUCCUUUUCACACAGACCAUGCAACAGCUUGAGCAGAUGCUUCCAACAUCAACAAACAUCAAAGAUGCAUAUGCUGUUGGUGAAGACUCAGAGCAGAAGUUCAUUCAAAACCUGGCCCUCUUCCUCUGCACAUUUUUGAAGGAACAUGGAAAUCUAGUGGAGACAAAGGGCUUGAACGAUACACUGAUGACAGCCCUUGUGUAUCUGGUUCUCAUAUCGGAAGUGGAGGACACUGAGAUUUUCAAAGUAUGCUUGGAGUAUUGGAAUGCAUUGGCAGCUGAUUUAUAUAGAGAGAGCCCCAUCAACAUGCCCUCUUCACCUCUUUUUCUUUCGAAGACUGCCUCUAAUAUGCCCCCUCGACGGCUCAUCUAUCAGGAUGUCCUUGUCAAGGUCCGGUACAUCAUGAUCAGUCGAAUGGCAAAACCUGAGGAAGUCCUGGUCGUGGAAAAUGAACAUGGAGAAGUGGUUCGAGAGUUCAUGAAGGAUACGGAUGCCAUCAACCUGUACAAGAACAUGAGGGAAACCCUUGUGUACUUGACUCAUCUGGACUACGCGGAAACAGAGCGCAUUAUGACUCACAAGUUGCAUAACCAAUUGAAUGGGUCUGAAUGGUCGUGGAAGAACCUCAACACCUUGUGCUGGGCGAUAGGGUCCAUUUCUGGUGCAAUGCAUGAAGAGGAUGAGAAGAGGUUCCUGGUCACUGUGAUUCGGGAUCUUUUGGGGCUUUGCGAGCAGAAAAAGGGGAAGGACAACAAAGCCAUCAUUGCAUCCAACAUCAUGUACAUAGUGGGCCAGUACCCACGCUUCCUCAGGGCACAUUGGAAAUUCCUCAAGACUGUAGUUAACAAACUCUUUGAAUUUAUGCAUGAGACCCACGAUGGGGUCCAAGACAUGGCCUGUGAUACCUUCAUAAAGAUAGCCCAGAAAUGCAAAAGGCAUUUUGUUCAAAUGCAAGUUGGGGAAAGCCAGCCUUUCAUUGACGAAAUUCUCAACACCAUCAACACGAUCAUUUGUGAUCUCCAACCACAACAGGUUCAUACAUUUUAUGAGGCAGUUGGCUACAUGAUCAGCGCUCAGACAGACCACAUUGUUCAGGAGCACCUGAUAGAGAAGUACAUGUUGCUUCCCAAUCAAGUAUGGGAUGAUAUCAUCAAUCAAGCAGCAAAGAAUGUGGAUGUACUGAAAGAUCCAGAUGCAGUGAAGCAACUGGCAAACAUCCUUAAGACCAAUGUAAGAGCAGCAAAGGCAGUUGGUCACCAUUUUGUUGUGCAGAUGGGAAGGAUAUACCUGGAUAUGCUGAAUGUCUAUAAAGUAAUGAGUGAGAACAUUAGUACAGCAGUGGCUCACAAUGGGGAGAGUGUAACAAAACAGCCAUUGAUCAAAGGAAUGCGAGUUGUGAAGAAGGAGACGCUCAACCUCAUUUCCCUUUGGGUCUCCAAGUCCACUGAUCCUCAAAUGGUGCUCGAGAAUUUCAUUCCUCCAUUAUUGGAUGCUGUGCUCCUGGACUACGCAAGAUGUCCUGUUCCAUCUGCACGAGAGCCAGAAGUCCUGAACACAAUGGCAACAAUAGUAAACACCUUGCAAAGCCACAUUACAUCUGAAGUGCCCAAGAUUUUUGAUGCUGUGUUUGCAUGCACCCUUGAUAUGAUCAACAAGGACUUUGAAGAGUUCCCUGAGCAUAGAACAAAUUUCUAUGUUCUCCUUCAGGCUGUUAUCACCCACUGUUUUCAAGCAUUCUUGAAAACCCCAGGGGCUCAGUUCAAAUUGGUCAUGGAUGCUAUCAUAUGGGCAUUCAAGCAUACCAUGCGCAAUGUAGCUGAAACUGGCCUCCAGAUUCUGCUGACGCUGCUGCAGAAUAUCAGUGCCCAUGACACAGCACAGAGUUUCUACCAAACCUACUUCACAGAAAUCCUUCAGCAUCUCUUUUCUGUAGUAACAGACACAUCUCAUACUGCCAAUUUGACUAUGCACGCAUCAAUCCUGGCUUACAUGUUCAGCUUGAUAGAAAGUGGUAAAAUCAUUGUGUCCCUCAACCCUGACUCCCCCAACAAUCCAGGAGGAAAUGUCGCAUUCAUUCAGAAUCAUGUUGCCAGCCUCCUGAAAGUGGCUUUCCCCCAUCUCACUGAUAACCAGAUCAAGAUCACUGUGGCUGGACUAUUUAAUCUAAAUCAGGAUAUUCCUGGUUUCAAAGAGCAUCUUCGAGAUUUCCUGGUUCAAAUCAAGGAGAUGACAGGGGAGGAUGAUUCAGAUCUUUUCCUGGAAGAGAGGGAACAAGCCUUGCAAUUGGCACAAGAAGAGAAGCGGCGCCUUCAACUCUCUGUGCCUGGCAUUAUCAAUCCUCAUGAAAUCCCAGAGGAAAUGCAGGACUAAAGAAUUCUCGGCAUCUGCCCUUAACUCAUUUUCAUCUCCCUUCAUGUCUUCAUCUCUGUCUGUUACAUUGCAGAGAGUAAUGUUUAUCUGCUUUUUGUAGUAGCUGAUUCAAUUUUUGAUUCCUGUAGCCUCCAGUGAGGAGCAGGCAUGUGGGCAGUGACUUGACUCGACCCAGGGGAGGUCACUGAAUCCAAUAAUCCCUGCCUGCUCACUCCUCAUGUUGUAUCAUAGAAAAAAAGAGAACCUGUCUAUGUCUGUCAUGGAACGAAAGGAUGAAACCGCUGCUCGAGAACAUGCCAUAGGAUAUGGCAGCAGCAAGAAGUCGGUCAAUCGUUUGUCUAUUUGACUUGCAUCCCCCUGGGCCUUGCCACGUUCCCGAGUGUAUAGUGAGACCGUCUGUUAACCUUGUCAAUGCAUAGUCUUAGUCUGGAGGCUGCAGAAGUUCUCCCUUUUUAGCUUUCAGUGAUUUUCUUAUUGAUGGGGCUGGGUGGAUUUCAAAGAUGGCAGUGAAUGCAAUCACUUGCAUCCAUCUCUCAUCGACAUUCAUCAAUGGAAAAAGUUCUGAAGGAAGAACAUUUGUGUGAAUGUGUUGGAAGCCUUGUGCAUCAGUGAGUCCACAUGCUGGGUCUUCUGUGGUUUGUAUGUUUGGACUGUAAUGAAAUGUCUCUUGUGUAGGUGAGUCACUUGGAAUGAAGUUAAAAUAUUCAAAAAAGGAAAA
Molecule: messenger RNA, 3972 nt
Organism: Darwinula stevensoni
Lineage: Eukaryota; Metazoa; Arthropoda; Ostracoda; Podocopida; Darwinulidae
Source: the annotation of a GenBank genome assembly